AUCAUUUCUUGUUUAUACUCAUGAAAAUGGUUUCGUUAGUGUCUUCUCCUUCAUUACCCACCAAUGUCCGCCAUGUUCGAUCCAUCAGUUUGCCAAGCAGAUCACAUCCUUGCAAUCUUCAAGUUGAAGAGGAACUAGCUCAACUCAAAUCAUGGGAGGCAUCUUCCUGUUCAACAGCGAAUGUAGAAACAGCCUGUGGUUCUAUAGUGCGGCUGAAAAGAUUGUACACAUCUGUUAACGAUCUUAUCAGCUUGCCUCAGACCCAACAAGCCCUUUUGCACAGAAAGGAUGAUAAAUUGGUUGAUGAGUUACUGGAUCUAUCAAUGAGUCUUUUAGAUCUUUGUGGCUCCAUAAAAGAUGUCAUGGAACAAGUAAGUGAGCAAACAAGAAAUAUCGAAUCAGCUCUUAGAAGAAGAAAGGAGGGUCUGAAAAGUGACUCUUCCUCACUCUGGAAAAUGAAGGAUGCCAAAAGAGCAAUUUUAGCACUAAAGAAAAUGAAUAAUAAAAUUGAGGGCAUUGCUCUCUUGGAUCUUGAUCACCACCUCUCAUCUCUGAUUAGAUCACUGAGAGAUACAUGUGCAUUGAGUAUUUCCAUAUUUGGAUCACUCAUCUCAUCUAUGUCCAUAUUUGGGUCAAAACCAAAGUCUACCAACUGGACAAUAGUUUCAAAUUUGAUUCGUAAACCAAAAAAGGCGAGUGUAGAUCAACCUCAUAUUUCAAAUGAGGCUCUAGAAUCCCACACUGAAGUCAUUGAGGAGAGUUUAGAGUGCAUGUCGAGGACCUUCAUCAAAGCAAGGGUUUCUCUUCUUAAUAUUCGCUCUCAAUAGGGUAACCGAGUUCAAAUAUUGGGAUUUAAGUUUUAGUGGAUCUGCCUGUAUUUUUGUAAAUGUUAGAAUAUGAUGUAAUAUAAGAAAGUAGAUUGUUUACUCGAAUCAAGCGUCGCGUUAAGUUCGUUAUC
Helianthus annuus (common sunflower) is the source of this 958-nucleotide messenger RNA. RefSeq lists its product as uncharacterized. Gene Ontology annotation, biological process: root development; shoot system development. The coding region runs from base 21 to 827 and encodes 268 amino acids. The transcript has a single exon. The record is from RefSeq and is a predicted model, not a curated record. Lineage: Eukaryota; Viridiplantae; Streptophyta; Magnoliopsida; Asterales; Asteraceae.